This is a messenger RNA of Fusarium graminearum PH-1, 885 nucleotides long. RefSeq lists its product as uncharacterized. Bases 1 to 885 code for a protein of 294 amino acids. The record is from RefSeq and is a predicted model, not a curated record. Lineage: Eukaryota; Fungi; Ascomycota; Sordariomycetes; Hypocreales; Nectriaceae. The transcript has a single exon.
AUGCAGAACCUAAUGACUACAACUUCCCAGUCGUUUCUACACCACGGGGAAGCUUUGAGGAUAAACUCGAUGAGUUUCACAAGUCUAAUGCUGACUUGUUUGCAGACGACAGGAGCAGAGAAUCUGACUCGUCGCGCAGCGAUAGAGACAGACACCGCAGGCGCCGACACUCGCAUGUGUCACAACGUUCUGAAGGCAGCCGCGGUGAAGAAGACCGAGAGCGAAGACAUCGCACCGAUGAAGAGAGGCGAGCUCAUCGACCUCGAGAUGACGAUGAGAGCCGCCGUCACCGAUAUUCGCAUCGCGACGAUGAAUCUCGGCAUCGUCGUCACCGUGACGAAGAAGAAAUGCCCCCUCGUGACUCUCGUGGUGAGGGCGAUGCCAAGUCCAGAAGCUCUCAUGGAUCUGAAGAAUCGAAAAUUAAGGGCUAUCGCCGCGACGAAGACUUACGACCACGCGAAUCCCGCAAGGUUGAAGAGCCUGCUUCACGUAGCCUCCCUCAGGAAGACGAGGGCAGAGAGCGUAGAAGGCGAUCUUCUCAUGCUCACCGUCGCCAUCGAGCCGAUACGGCUGCGGCUGAGUCAGGUGCGCGCGAUACGUCUCCUAGAACACCCAGACGAGACAGUGGUUUCUCUGCCGAUAACAGUUCUGGAAGUUCUGGCCGCAAACGUCGCACGGCAGAUGAACAGGCCACCCAUGAUAGACGCAAAGCAGAAAGGUCAGAGCGACGAACACGAGAGGAAAAUGAACGAAGACGCGAGCCUACACGCUACCACCAGUCAAGGCAAGAAGAAAAUGAUAAAGAGAGGGAGAGAGAAAGGCGAAGCAAGGGCAAAGAGCCCGCACGUGAACCAGAACCCGAGCGUGAGCCAUUUCCAGAGAUAG